This is a messenger RNA of Dermochelys coriacea (leatherback sea turtle), 4907 nucleotides long. RefSeq names its product glyoxylate/hydroxypyruvate reductase B-like. The transcript is spliced from 7 exons. Gene Ontology annotation, cellular component: cytosol. The coding region runs from base 1000 to 2112 and encodes 370 amino acids. Gene Ontology annotation, molecular function: hydroxypyruvate reductase [NAD(P)H] activity; NAD binding; glyoxylate reductase (NADPH) activity. NCBI's taxonomy places the organism in Eukaryota, Metazoa, Chordata, Testudines, Dermochelyidae. The record is from RefSeq and is a predicted model, not a curated record.
UGUGUGUGCUCCCGAGAUCUGGAAGUAGUUGUAUAAGGAGAUUUUGUAUUUAAGCUAUUGCCACUGCCAGAAGUGGUAAAACGGAGUUACACCAGGAUCAGCGUCGGGAAGAAAGCAAUAGAAACUAUCAGGUUAUUUAUUAUUAAUAUAAUCAGUUUUCGUUUAAAGAAUGUCAGUGAAAGAGAUUUGUUCUGUUUACUUAUGUCAGCAGAAAGCAGGGCCAUUAGGAACUCUGCAGGUUUACUUCACUGAAUACAAAAACUUCUGUUAUACUGUGAGCCUGUUAAAACUCCAGAUGUAGUAUUGCUAACCCUAUUCAUUCAAAAAUUGUGAGUCAGGCCCCCACAAAAAAAAUCAUAAGCUUAUCUUUAAAAAAAUGAAAUUUUAAAAAAUAAUGUUUUGAUUAUUUUGAUUUGCAUCGUGCUUCAGCUUUUAGGGGUCUUGUUUUCAAGCUUUUCUUUGUAGCUGUGAGGGCUAGAAACACUUUCAUUUUUCACAUAAUCAAUUGAUUUGAGUAGCUGGGGCUUUAAGAAAAAUACCAAAUAUUGCAAGGCUUGUGAUAAAAUCAUGAGGAUUGGCAACACAGCAGAUGAUACUAGUUCAAAAUUAAAAUAGCCAUAUCCUUGAGAAGUUUACCUUUAACACGCUGGGGUGGACAACUGAAAGAUUAUGUUUAGCAUUAAAGCAUUCUCUUUGGUAGAAGCUAUUCAGUUGGCCACUGGCUGCCCAAGGUUGGCUGGUAGACUUAUUCAUCCAACUGUUUUUCAUGUGCAUCACGGGACAAAGAGGAGUAUGGAUCCCAGGGGGAACUACAGGACUGGCCCAAACAGCACUGGCAGAGCUGGAAUAAGUGCUCCCCAAACGAAGGCAUGAGUCAUCUCUGGAUACCACUAACCGAAAAGUUUCUGGUGAUUGUGCUCAGUGCAUGCGCACAGCCAAGAAUGGAAUGGGCAUGUGCAACAUAUCUCAAUUAGUCCGGCCAAUGCCUGACACUGACCAAUGCACGGAGGAGCUGCCAAGCCUACCCUCUCCAGCUACCCAGAGAAGCUGCCAAGCCUACCCCUUGCCAGCCAUCCAGAAGAACCCAUGGUGCUGGAACGCUCUGAGGACACCACCCUGACCCAGAUCAUGGAACAGCGAGAGCUGCCUGUGCUUUUGGUUAAUGAGGUGGGCGGUUUAUGUGGUGUGCUGGAAACUCAUGUGGAAUUCUUGAAGAAACACUUUCACCUUAUCACCAUGAAGGAAUUUCUCAAAAACAAAACACAUUGGAGCAAAAAGGUCCAAGCUAUUUAUUUGUGGUGGCACAAACCAAUUAUUGACCGGCAACUCCUCGAGAGCCUGCCUGACUUGAAGGUGAUUGCAAAUUCUGGUACAGGAAUGGACCACUUGGAUCUGAAACUAAUCUCUAGCUUUGGAGUGAAAAUGGCUAAUGCUCCACAUGCUGUUUCCAGCUCCACAGCAGAUAUUGGAAUGGCUUUGCUGCUGGCAUCUGCUAGAAGACUGGUGGAAGGCUGUCAGAUGGCAGUUUCCCCAAACACUGAAUGUUUUGCUGCUGACUGGCUGGGAGAUGAAGUAUCCGGGGCUACUCUUGGUAUCAUUGGAAUGGGCAGAAUUGGGUAUAAGAUUGCACUGAGGGCCAAAGCUUUUGAAAUGAAAAUUCUGUAUCACAACAGGAACCGGAGAACUGAGGAAGAGGAACGGGCUGUUGGUGCUACUUAUUGUACAAAGAUAGAAGACUUGCUCCAGCAGUCAGAUUUCGUGUUGCUGGUUGUGAGCCUGACACCGCAGACACGUAAACUGAUUGGGAAAAAGGAGUUAGAACUGAUGAAACCCACUGCUACUCUCAUUAACAUCAGCAGAGGUCCAGUAGUAGACCAAGAUGCACUGGUGGAAACUCUUCAGACUGGUGUUAUCAAGGCUGCAGCUUUGGAUGUCACUUACCCUGAACCACUGCCCAGAGAUCAUCCAUUAUUAAAACUAAAGAACAUUCUCAUAACUCCUCACCUUGGCAUUAAAACAGACAAGACCACUAGUAUGGUAAUGGAGGAAGCAGUUGCAAAUAUAUUGGCAGCUGUUAAUGGUCUCCCUAUCCCCAAUGAAGUGUUUCCUUAGCUGAUAUAUUAAAGGACAUCAUAGCUAUAAAAGAACAUUAUUCUACAACUCUCCUUACAGGAAUGAAGACUUGUUACUACAGAUGUGUGAAACCUUUGAAUUGAACCUCAACCUUAGCCUUGAUUUUGGUUUGCAAAUAAAUAAUAAUAGCUCUCUUAUAUUGCAUUUUUCAUCAGUAGAUCACAAAGUACACUCUACAAUUGAGGUCAGUAUCAUUGCUCCCAUUUUACAGAUUGGGAAACUGAGGCACGGAGAGGGGAAAUGACUUGCCCAAGGUCACCCAGCAAGCCAAUGGCAGAGCCAGGAACAGAAUGCAGAUCUCCUCAAUCCCAGUCUAGUGUUCUAUCCUCUUGUCCAAAUGUAGAUCCAACUGUAAAUGGUUUCCAUAUCUUAUUGUUCACUUUAUACUUUGUCACAGGUGGACACAAGCUAAAUGGAUCAGUAAAAAAAUUUACUGCUGCUGAUUGUUAGUGUGUUUAUAGUUCUAACAAUGUUCUCUAGGGGAGAUUAAAUAGGAUACUCACAUAAUAUUUUCCAAUAUGUUAAUUAGUUUACUUCCAAGUCUGGUGAAUAUGCCUGACCCUGUUGAAACCCCACUUAGUCUAUCAUUUUGCAGUGGCUUUUUAAUACAGAAAAACAAGUUUAUUCAAAUCCAAGCUUUUCUAUAUUUUAGAGCCAUCAAAAUAUGUACUCCAGUAAACUUCAAUAGCCAUUUUAAGGUGAUAUUACACAAGAUAAAAUUUCCCAAAUUAUGCCAAUCUCAGAAACUUUAAGAAAUAGUAUUUCCAUAGAGGAGAAAGGCAAUUAAUGCCUUUCAAAGGGGAAAUACAGCUGGCUUUGAUGGGUUUUGCACCGAAUUUUGUAGGUCAGUUCUUAAAGAAAAUGUUUUAUGAAGACUUGCAAGAAAUGACUCCCAUCCACACUAGCUGAGGCCUAAAUAAUACUUACUCAUAAAACAGGAAAAGACCCUUCAUUACAUGUCUUUUACAUACCAAUAGCCAUACUAAAUAAAGAUAUGAAAAUAUUGGCCAAUACCCUCAUGCUCGGAUUAGGGAGAUAUCUCUCAUAAUUCAAUAUUGUCCACAAUUAAUUAACACAGACAGAGGCUUUGUGCUCAUCUACAGAUUGUCCAGUAAUCUCAGAAGAGUGUUUUUAUCUAAUUCAUUAUUCCAGUGGCACCAAAACCCUCACCCAUAUAAUAUCUAUGGAAACAUAAAAGCCCUUUGCGUAGACAAGCCUUCUUUUUAGUUAUUAAAUCAAUUUGACCUUGGCAAAAUGCUGAUUACAAUUCUGAGCCCCAAAAAACCACAGUGCUGAUUAUUACUAAAAAUCAGCUACUUCUGCCUCGUUUAAAGACAAUAGCUAGAGAUAUCUCCGCUCCCCAGUGCUGUUUGUUCUUGUUAUGGAACCUCUCAUAGAGAUGUUUAGAAGCAGUAAACAAAUUAAAUGUAUACAAAUUGGCAAGAUAGAGGAAGAAGUUGCGCUAUAUGCAGCUGAUUUGCUGACUUUUUUUGUACUCAAGAUGUCUAGUCAACACCUGCUUUAUGAGAUGCUUGCAAAAAUAUAGCAAACUAUAUGGUUACAAAUUAAGAUCUCCGAAACCUCUGAUGUCCUGCUGUGUAAGGGAACCACACAGGAAGUCUUCAUUUAAACAAGUUCCAUGAUGAAUAAAAUAUCUUACAGUGCAAGUCCCUUCAAACCUCAAAAAUGCAUCCAGACUACAUAUCAGCACUUAAUUCAUUCAAUCAGGACUUACUCAGGCAGGCUAAUUAUCAGCAACAGCAGUGGGAAGAAGAGUCGUAUUCAAGAUGAAAUUUCCACCGUGUUUGGAAUACCAGAUGUAUAAAUUUACCAUCCUGAUAAAUAUUGGGUUAAGGCCUACGUAGCUGGGGAUAGCAUACUUUGGGUUCUUUCAUCACAAGAUCUGACACUCUGCUUCCCGGGGAUAAAUCUGGGCAAUAGGAUUCCAGCUUUUAUAAAAACAAAAAAACCCCAACAACUUGUUUUGAGUACUUUGGCACUCUGUACCUCAAAGCAGCUCCCUAAACCCCCAUAUUUACCCCAUAUAAUUAUGAUAUAUUUCAUAUAAAGCAUGCCAUGUUCUUACAUGAAUGCCAUGUUCAUAUGAGAAAUCAUGAUCUGCUGAAAUCCACUGUUCUGUCCAAAUAUGUAUAUCAUUAGGGUAUAUGAAGUUAUGAGAUUUUGCUGUAUGGUUGUUACUGAGAUGUCUUGUAAGUCUGAGAGUCUCUAAUGCUAAUUCUGCAGUGACAAGGACAAGGGACCUAACCAAAACUUGGGAGGGUGUUGAACGAUCAUCACCAGUCAUUGACCAGCAGGGGAAUAGUAAACAAGUGAUUUACAAUUCAAUGACAGUUGUGCAAGCACCACACAAUGGGGACUGCUCAACUCUGUGAUUCACCAAGGCUCACCUGGGCCUGUGUCUUCCAGGCACAUGGACUGAGGAUAUAAAAUAGGGGACAGUGGCAUCAUGAUAGGGCUUUUCUCCUCCCCCACCUAUGCUGGAAGCAACAAAAAUGCUGGGAAGACAAAGACUUCAGCUGAGGAGACUGGUCCCAGGCUUAAAAGGGGAAGCCUGUGUAUUAAGAACUGAAACAUCCAGUGGGGUGAGAAAACACUAGAUCUAAACACUGUCUAGUGUAACAAGCUUUAAGAUUUAGACUGCGCUCUUACCUUUUAUUUUCUUUGGUAACUAUCUCUGACCUUCUAUGCAUACCACUUAUAAUCACUUAAAAUCUAUCUGUAGUUAAUAAAACUGUUUUAUGUUUUACCUAAAA